CCUCAGUCUUUCGGUCUUCCUUUCCAUGGAGUAACUCCUCUAACCGGACUUUCCUCUCCAGUUUGCCCAGCAGAGAAGGAAGUUCAACUGGGGUGGUUAAAUUCUCCACCGCUGAAAAACACACACAACCCUAGGAACCAGCGGGGUUGUGACUUUAGGCUACUUAUUUGAGAAUUUGACUUCCAACUUUCUGCGUUUUUUUUUUUUUUUUUUUUUCCUCUCUCUCGGUUUUUGUGGGGGGUCUACAAGAGCUGAUCCACUCUGCCGAUCCAUCAAGAUGUCUGUCCAAACGACCCAGAAAAGGACGACGACCUACCGGACCGUGAACGUGGCCUCUCCGGAGCCGGUGACCAGCACGGUGAUCUCCUCCGGGUCGGUGUCCCCGAUGCCGUACGCGGUGAACGGCAACUAUGAGACGAUGCGGUACCUGGUCCCGGUGCAGCAGGCCGUGCAGCAGCAGUCCUACGUCCCGGUGCAGCAGCAGUCCUACAUCCCGGUUCAGCAGCAGCAGUCCUACAUCCCGGUUCAGCAGCAGCAGCAGCAGCAGGCCUACUACGUGAUCCAGCAGCCUAACAUGGUGAUGCAGCAGCAGAUGGUGUCCCCGGUGUACCUGCAGAGCAUGUCCCACCUGAGCGUCAGCAGCCAGGACUCCGCCGACCUGAUGUACCAGCAGCAGAGCACCAUCGAGAGCAUCAGCGGGAAGUCUUCAGUGUUCAGUCAGUCGUCCAGUCCUAUCAAGAGCCCUGAGCCAAGUGCUGAGGAGGAGGAGGAGGAGGAGGAGGAGGAAGAGGAGGAAGAGGAAGAACAGGUGGAGGUGGAAGAGGUCGAGAUUGUCAACAUCAUACAGCAGAAGCAGCAGCCGCUGGAGAAGAUCUCCAGGACGGAAGUGAAGACCGAGCUGAGGGAAAUUCCCCAGCCGACCAAGUUGGACACGCGUUACUUUGGCGAGCUGCUGGCCGAUGUCUACAGGAAGAACUGUGACAUCCACUCCUGCAUCUCCGAGCACGUGUCCAAGAUCCGUGGACAGAAUCACCAGCUGGAUCCCAGCAAUGACUACAAGGUGGAUAGAGAGGAGGUGGAGGCUUUGCUUCCCAAAGGAGCCAGUGAACUGACCAAACAACAAAUCCGCUACCUGCUGCAGACUCGUCUCACUGCAGAUAAGAGCAUGCGCUUACUGCUGUCCACCUUCAGCAGUCUGAGAGAGGAGCUCCUCCACAUGUCUGAGGACCUGCGGCGUCUGGAGAGUGACAAGGAGUCUUUGGAGAGAGAUCUGAGUUUCAAAGCAGACCAGGCUCGGCAGUAUGACUGCCUCCUGGAGGCCGUCCGAGAAAACAACAGACAGCUCCAGGUGUCUUUGAAGGAAAGCAGCAGCACCCAGCGUUCCCUGGAGAGCCAGCUCCUGAGCGCCCGAAACAGCGACUCGAGCCGCGACUUUAGGAUCAAAGAGAUGGAGGGGAGGAUGAGAGCGCUGGAGAAGGAGAAUGAGAUACUCCGACAGAAGCUGGCAGGCCAGGGCAGCAGCACCAGCCUGCAUAUCAAGACAGAGGAGUUGUCACGUCAGUACAAAGAUCAGCUCAGCUCUUUGAGACAAGAAAAAGACCAGGAGAUACAGAGGCUGCGGAACCAGAUAACAACGAUCAGGACGGAGGUCACCAGCGAGAACUCGUCCUCAGACAAGAGUCUCCAGCUGAAAAUCUCAGAGCUGCUCGCCACUUUGCAGCAGCGGCAGACCACCAUCACCCGACAGGAGGAGGAGAUCAGGAAGCUGAUGCAGGAGAGGAGCGACAGCUCCAAGAACCAAGUCACCAAGACCAUCAUCACAAAGAGGUACAGGAACCAGUACCCUCUCCUUGGCCUGUUGAGCGACGACUACAACGUCACCUCGCCCGUCAAAGAAGCCAAGACCAUCGUCAUCGAGAAAACUGGGGAGAUGUACAAGCAGGAAAUCAUUACAACCCCUUAAAGACACACUGCUUCUCUCCGACAGGAAUGAUUAAGAAGACCCAGACGUCACCCACCCUCCCACUCUGCAUGCUCCUCCCCCUCCCCUUCUCUCCCUCAUCCUUAGGGCUCCCAGGGUUGGUGGUGGUUGAAAUCCCUCCCCCAACCCCCCUAAAUUUUGGAUCAUUGGUUCAAAUCUUUGGUUUGACCAAAUUGGGCUGGUACCCGUUUUAUUUGGGCUUAAUAUGACAAGGAAAGAAAUCUAUGCUACAGCCAGGAGGUGGUGCAAUGAAUCAUGACAACUGGGAACUGGUUGAGAUUUGAACAGAGGACAGUUUUGUUAAAAAAAUCUGAGCUGAGAUGAUUUACUAAUUGGCACAAACAGCUACUUCCUCUACUUUAUCAUCUUUAUAACUGUGUUCUGCUUGAUUAAGUGAAGGAAAAUGUGUAUGAGGUUGUUAAAAAUAAAAGUCUAUGUUACUCUAACAUACUCUUUUUCAAAUUUUACAUGCAAUCUCUUGAUCUGACUAUGUACAAUAACACUAAAACAUGGCCUACAAUAUUUCGAUGAAGAAUGUGUUUGGACCAGGCAAAUAAAUGAUUAGCACUCUGCAGUAGGGUUGGGAAAUAACGAUACAUUGCCUGCAAUCAAAUCACUAAACGUGAUUUUGUGAUAUAGUGCAAGACAGUCAUCUGUGAUACAUUACAAUGCAUGUAACUGAAGAGAAGUGGUAGACUAUAUGUGAAAAAAAUCUAGGAGUUUCCUGUAUUUGUUGCCUGCAUGACGAGGACAUUUCACAUACAACUGUGAAAAAUUAUGUGAGGCACAAACCAGGAAAAGGCCAAAUGGUUCAGAGUUAAACAUUCUGGAGUAAAAGAAAGUUGCAGCUUGGUCUCAGUAUCACAGGAGAUUGUAUUGUGAUAUAUAAAUGUAUUGAUUAUUUGUCCCAUCCCUACUUGGCAGCUCAUAAAUUACAGUAAGGCUGCAUUCAAGCCUGGAUGUUGUCUUCCCUCGAAUCAAAAGGGGGAUAUCCCGAAAAUGCUUGGAUGAAAGAUAGCUGCCAAACAAAGUGAAAUUGAUGGAGUGUCCCAAAUCUAUACUACAUGCUAAUUCUUAGCAGGUUUUGAGUAUGUAUCCACACAUCAAAACCAGACAGUAUGUACACAUAUACAGUUGUUUUGCGAGUGUGGUGGAUGUUUUCCAACAAGCUGUGCACAAAAAAAAUAAAUAGAGGAGCUUCUCACAAUAAAUAAUAAUAAUAAUAAACAAUAAUUUAAACAUGGAUGAUGGUGAGAUUCCUGAAAUAUCUUAAAAAACAAAAAAAGGUAUUACUUCUAAAAAAACAAAACAAUUUGCUUUCUCUUUGUGAAGUUUAAUUUGCAGUGAUGGCAUCCGAUGUCGUACGUAUUGAAUCAUUUCCUGUUAACGUUGGUAAAACAGAGCUAAAACAGUAUUCUAUGUCGAUUAGUAGCCAUUGUAGUACAUACUGUAUAGAAUUAUGAUAUUGUAUGGAUUUGGGAAAGUUUAAAAUGUAAAGUUAGUAUUAGAAAAUUUGUCAUCUGAUCAAUUACAACGCUACACUCAGGCCCAAAACAUGUUUUUCAUAUAAUAUAGUUCAGGACCGUUCUGUUUCAUCAUUAGUUGAUCCUUUGCUGAGGGCUCUGGUCUUUACUUCACAAAUGUCCUCGCCAUGGGGCUUACUGAAGGGAAGACGAUGUGCUGGUGUAGAACCACAUGCCGCCUAAGUUACCAAACAAGCGCCGCCUCAGCUUCCAGUUGUCACUAAUGCACGUUUAGACAAGACUGGCACCAUCGAGCAUGUAGCAUGAGAUCCUCCUCAAAGCCACCACAGCCAUGUUAGCUCAGGGGAUGAGGAAGUGGAUGUGUUACUAUGAUUGCUACUCUGCAUGUAAAUAUGUAUGUAUAUAUAUAUAUAUAUAUAUUGUAAGAUGGGCACGAUCAGUGAAUGUUUUCUUCUGUGUGACUGUAGUUUAAUCAGGUAGUUUGCUUUGCUUUUGUGCUAAAUGGUAGUUUCUAUCUGUGUAAUAGUUUUUAAAAAGCUUUUUAUUUUAAGGUUGGGAUGUCUUGAUAGACUCCGAGGUGCAUGGGUAUGCGCUGUUCACAUGUAGCUCUGAUGUGUUUAUGUGUGACAGCGGUGGGUGGAACUGGAGCAUGGUUUUAUGGGGUUUUAUGAUGGUGGAAGAAACUGUUAAAGCACAAUAUUAUGUAAGAUUUUUAUUGAGAUUUUUUGUGUCUGAGUUUUCCUGGUUGCCUCUGUUCCGGCCUUUUUUUCCAUAAGGAAGCAUGUUUGGCUGCUUCAUGUCCACUAAGAGUUCGUCUUAAAAGGGUCUGCGCCCUGUUUCUCAGAUCCACAGGUUGAUGGCAGUUCUGGGUAGAAAGUUUUCGGAAAAAAUAACACAGAAACUAGCUGACUUUACACUUAGGCUGUUAUGAGCCUCAAAGUCUUCUUAACAUAGAGACUGCUACAUUGCAGACAUUUAUGUUUUCACCUUCCUAUUGCCAAUAAAACAAGCAUCUAUUUGUGGUUCCCAAACCAACUUCAUCCACAUUAUAUACGUAUGAUAGCUGCAUAUGUAUUGAUAGUGAUAAGAAGAUGUAACUUAUACAGAGAUAACAGGGAAAUUGGUUAAACCACAAAUACAUACAACACAGUGUUUUCUGAAGCAUUUCUAUUCAUCUCUUGUCUGUCUCUCCAGACAAAUACACAACUUUCAAUAUGUGCUAAUAUGCAACUCUCCUCCUUUUGGUAACAGUCGGAGUCUAUGUUUAUUUCGUCUUGAUCACAUAGAGAUGACUAAUUACUAUAAACAGCAGGUCAAACUAAACAAAUGGCAGUUUCUAUGUUGUGACAUUAUUAACUUUACCCUGAUGCCAUGUUGACCAUUGACAUGUAAGACAUUAGAAUUGGACAGAUAAAUACCAUAAAUGAAAAAUGUAAAACCUGUUUCUACCUAUGUACGUUUCAUAAAGCCUACAGAUAAGUUUUUGUUGAACAGACUAAUUGUUUCGGUAGUAUUUAUCAGGUAAAGACAGGAAAUCAGUUCAAUGAUACAGACUGCUGGUUUUGUUCUUCCACCUAUACCUGGAGGUUUUUCGUCUGUCCGAGUCAUGGAUUAUGCUCAAGGCCCUUGCAUGAUUUUACUGCUGGUAGGGGGUCAGGAUGAGUUUCAAGUCGUCACUUAAUUUUACGUGGAAAUAGUUUCAGUUUGUGCAACAGAUCCAAUUUAUAGAUGCAUGUCCUGUAACUGGUUUAACAGGCUGCAGCAUCAGUUACAAGAUGCUGAAGUAUGUUAAAAGAUCAUAUUUAACUAUAGCACCGUGCUUAUGUUUCAGCCAUACUGUAGACAUAUUUAUUUAUUUAUUAGGACAAAGCGCAUUAAUCAACAUUUCUGUAAAUGCGGCAGUGUUAGCCAGUCGGCUAAUUUUCAACUGUAGUCCUAGUUACAUAGUAUACUGCGCCGACAUUCCCCCUCAAUAUGUGAUUAACACUACUGACCGAACAGAACUGCCCAGUGGACACGGAGCCGAAUUUCGGUGGAAAGCAUGUAAAAAAUGUCUUGACUAUCAUGGGACCUCAAGUGCCUUACUCUGUUAGCAACAAGCUAAUGUUGGGCCAGCAUCACGGUUUGGUUGACAAAAUAGCAUUAUCAUCUGGUCAGUUGGUCAAAAUCUAUCAACUCUGAUCAUUUUCAAAAUGUUUUGGCAACAUGGGACCAAUGGUGGCUCUUUGGUUGCCUGAAGGCCUACAUUUGUUUGCUCUCUGGGUAAUCUCUGAGGAGACCUAAUACUGCUUUCUUUGCCAGCUGAGAAUAAAUUGUAUACAGAGCUAAAUUAACUGGUUGUAGUUAAUCUACAAAUAGAUGCGUUUCAAUAUAUUUUCAUAUGCAAACAUUUUUUUUUCAGGAGGAUCUGGGCUGCUAGCCUGCCCGGCUGCACUGCCUCAGUCCUCUCCAAUGAGAAAUGUUUCAGCUGUGAUAGAUUGUGAUUAAAAUCAGUAAUGUAUCUAUGCAAAAGUG
Messenger RNA from Perca fluviatilis (European perch), 5979 nucleotides. RefSeq names its product POF1B actin binding protein (gene pof1b). Gene Ontology annotation, molecular function: actin filament binding. The record is from RefSeq and is a predicted model, not a curated record. The transcript is spliced from 13 exons. Bases 278 to 1963 code for a protein of 561 amino acids. Gene Ontology annotation, cellular component: actin filament; bicellular tight junction; adherens junction. Gene Ontology annotation, biological process: epithelial cell morphogenesis; actin filament organization; bicellular tight junction assembly. NCBI's taxonomy places the organism in Eukaryota, Metazoa, Chordata, Actinopteri, Perciformes, Percidae.